AUCUUAAAAUGUUCUAUAAAAGUAGAAAAAGUUGAAUUUUUCACGCGGGUAGCGACCCGCUGCUCGGUGUAGAAUAAGCGAUAGAGACUUUUUCAAAUUCCGCUUAGAUGAUCAAAUGUCGUUGCUGUUCCCAUUCAAAUAAUACAGCGGCGUAACGCUUAUUAUAUCGUUCGCUGCGCGACCGAAGUCAUUCAGUAAAAUCACGCGACUAGAGUCCUAUGAAGGAUUAAAAUUAUUUGUGUAUUAACAAUGUUUUGUGGGAAGAUUUAUGUGUAUCUCUUCGUUUUUUUUUACUCGGUUAACUUCACCUUACAAGCAACAUCUUUAAAUUAUUACACCGGUGCAGUAGUUGAAUAUCAUCCUAUUGUUGAGGGUAAAAACACCACAGUUAUCGCUGAAGAAAAUGCUAAAAAUUUCAUUAAAUUUUUACAUACAGCAAAGGAAAAUCAAGUAGAUAUAAUUGUUUUUCCCGAAAAUGGAUUAUUCAGUGGCCAACCUCGUCCACCAAUUUACCGUCGAAGUUUUUAUUUACCUCACAGCACAUAUUUACCUGACUACAAAGAAUCUAAAGUUUUGUGUAACGACUCAGCAUCUAGUGUCAUGGAGGUUGUGAAGACAUUGUCCUGUGCAGCAAAAAACUACUCAAUGUAUGUCGUCUUAAAUGUUCAUGAAAAAGAAGAGUGUAAAAAUUGUUCUGAUGGUUACCAUCUUUACAAUACUAACAUCGUAUUUGACAGGAACGGUGCUUUGAUAGCCACGUACCGAAAGUAUCAUUUGUUUGGUGAAGUUGGCUUUGACCGAACACCAAAACCAAAGUUAUCGAUUUUUCGUACCGAUUUUGGUGUUGCUUUCGGUCAAUUCAUCUGCUUCGAUUUAUUGUUUGGUUCCCCAGCACUAUCUCUUGUUCGUGAGAAGAAUAUAACAGAUAUUGUUUUCUCGAGUCGUUGGUUUUCUCACUUACCUUAUCUCUCGGCGAAUCAAAUUCAAGCUGGAUGGUCUUACGUCAAUGACGUUAAUUUUCUUGGAUCUGGUUACAAUUCACCCGUAACUGGAAACACUGGAAGCGGGAUUUAUGCUGGAAGAAAUGGUAGAAUAAUUGAUAUUUGGAGUGAAACUCCUACUAAUGCACUUCUCAUAGCAAAAGUACCAAAAAUGACAAAUGGAAAGCGUAAGGAACCGAUUAAUCAAAAUGCAACUAAGAUAAUUAAUUAUUCAGCUAUAGAAAUACCUACAAUCACAAGACAAAAGUCAAUUUCACAACAAAAACUUUGGUCUGAUAAUUUAUCACUUUUCACUACAGACUUUUUACAUUUGACUAAUGGCACUCAUAACGCGACAGUCUGUCAUGGAGGGUUUUGCUGCAAUUUUACUACCGACAUUGUCUUUCAUGAUCACUUGCUUGAAAAUGGAGCUCUCUAUUACAGGUAUCACUUCGCUGUAUUUAACGGCGUACUAUCAUACGCAAAACUUGGCAAAGCAGGAGUACAAGUUUGCAGUAUAAUUUCAUGCCUUACUCAAGAUUCAAACAACUGCAACAAACGUUUUGACGUUAAUACUAAUAUUGUCCAACCAGUCACAUUUAAUUCAAUCGUAAUUUCAAGUACUUCAGAGGAUUCUAACAAUAUUGUUCAUUUUCCUUUGAGUAUCAAAAGUGAAAUGGAUCCGCUAAAUAUCAAUGAGUUCACAUUUGUUCGUAAAAAAAUCAAUGAGACUCAUGUGAGUUUAAAUUACUCUUUCACAAAACCGUACAAUAAUUUGAUGACUUUUGCCAUCUACGGAAGAAAUUUUAAAGAUGAUGAUUUUUUAUAAGUUUUUUUUUUUUGUUGUCAAAGUGCACACAUCAUAACGUGAAAGCGUUAUUCGGAGUUUAUCGAUUAGCCAGUAAAAUUUUUAAUUUAAAUAUAAAUUCAGUGAAUAAACAUUAAUUGUUAAUGAAAACAAA
This is a messenger RNA of Cotesia glomerata, 1942 nucleotides long. RefSeq names its product vanin-like protein 1. Bases 250 to 1809 code for a protein of 519 amino acids. The record is from RefSeq and is a predicted model, not a curated record. NCBI's taxonomy places the organism in Eukaryota, Metazoa, Arthropoda, Insecta, Hymenoptera, Braconidae. The transcript has 5 exons. Gene Ontology annotation, molecular function: hydrolase activity, acting on carbon-nitrogen (but not peptide) bonds, in linear amides.